GGACUGUCAAAAAAGACCGCAUCACAAGUUGAAAGGAAAAAGAAGAGUAAAAAAAGAGUAGAAAAGUAAAAAGGAAAUUCAUGGCACACGAGAUGCGCCCCUUGUUUGGCAUUCCACAAACUGCUAGUUCCAACACUUCCACUUCUAAUACCGAUCCAACCGAUCGAAGAAUUAACGCUCUCGUUAGGCAUCUGGUUGAACCAUCUUCAUCCGCCAUGGCUGAUUCUAUCUCUGCUUCUCCUACUUCCUCCUUGAAUACUGAUUCCGUUUUCGCUCAUGUUGUUCGUGCUCCUGAAGAUCCUAUUCUCGGGGUGACUGUUGCAUACAACAAAGAUCCGAGUCCGAACAAGUUGAAUUUGGGCGUUGGUGCUUAUAGGACAGAGGAAGGAAAACCUCUUGUAUUGAACGUUGUCAGAAAAGCAGAGCAUCAGCUUGUUAAUGAUAGUUCACGAGUUAAGGAGUAUCUUCCGAUUGUGGGAUUGGCGGAGUUUAAUAAACAGAGUGCGAAGCUUAUUUUUGGCGCUGACAGCCCUGCCAUCCUUGAGAAUCGUGUCACAACUGUUCAAUGCUUGUCCGGUACUGGAUCAUUGAGGGUUGGUAGUGAGUUUUUGGCAAGACAUUAUCAUGAGCGGCUUAUAUACAUUCCCCUGCCAACAUGGGGGAACCACCCCAAAGUUUUUAAUCUGGCUGGUCUAUCUGUAAAAACUUACAGAUAUUAUGAUCCCUCAACACGGGGGUUGGAUUUUCAAGGCCUCUUGGAAGAUCUUGGUUCUGCCCCAUCUGGAGCUAUAGUUUUGCUUCAUGCAUGUGCGCACAACCCAACUGGUGUCGAUCCAACCCUUGAACAAUGGGAUCAGAUCAGGAAGUUGAUGAGAUCAAAACAGCUUUUACCUUUCUUUGACAGUGCUUAUCAGGGUUUUGCCAGUGGAAGUUUGGAUAAGGAUGCACAGCCUGUGCGCUUAUUUGUUGCUGAUGGAGGUGAAUGUUUUGUAGCCCAGAGUUACGCAAAGAAUUUGGGGCUAUAUGGCGAACGUGUUGGCGCUUUAAGCAUUGUCUGCAAGAAUGCUGAUGUUGCAAGCAGGGUAGAGAGCCAGCUAAAACUAGUGAUAAGGCCCAUGUACUCGAGCCCACCCAUCCACGGAGCAUCUAUUGUCGCUACAGUCCUGAAGGACAGGGAUUUGUUCAAUGAAUGGACUGUUGAGUUGAAGGCCAUGGCAGACCGUAUUAUUAGCAUGCGCCAGCAACUUUUUGAUGCCCUGCGCGCUAGAGGUACACCUGGUGAUUGGAGUCACAUCAUCAAACAGAUUGGGAUGUUUACAUUCACAGGAUUGAACUCGGAACAAGUUAGCUUCAUGACCAAAGAAUAUCAUAUUUACAUGACCUCUGAUGGGAGAAUCAGCAUGGCAGGUUUGAGCUCAAGGACCGUACCUCACCUUGCGGACGCAAUCCAUGCAGCCGUGACUCGUGUCCUCUAAUUUUUGUUCCCCCACUUCUAUAGUCUUGCUUUAGUUCUCUUACCAUAUUAUUAAAUAAUCAUUGUUGCUCACCAUACUGGAAGCAAUUUGUUGUCAUCUUGUUGGCAAAAACUUGUCUCUUUUAACAUUUCAUUUGAAGAAAUUAUCGGUGCUCAUUUGCCCUUUGAGAAAAAGGCUCUUUGAUUUUUCAUUUA
Cucumis sativus (cucumber) is the source of this 1669-nucleotide messenger RNA. Its product is annotated as aspartate aminotransferase, cytoplasmic. Lineage: Eukaryota; Viridiplantae; Streptophyta; Magnoliopsida; Cucurbitales; Cucurbitaceae. Gene Ontology annotation, biological process: amino acid metabolic process; biosynthetic process. Bases 81 to 1475 code for a protein of 464 amino acids. Gene Ontology annotation, cellular component: mitochondrion. Gene Ontology annotation, molecular function: pyridoxal phosphate binding; L-aspartate:2-oxoglutarate transaminase activity. The transcript is spliced from 12 exons. The record is from RefSeq and is a predicted model, not a curated record.